UCGACCAGGUGCGUUACCCUGAAGGGUCAGUGUACACACAUAUCCUGCAGCCUUAUCUAGCCUUCUCCCCCCUCUCUGAAAUCUUGCAAUGGCGGAUCCAAUUAGCAUUAGUGCUGCUGUAGGAUGGGGCGUAACGGCAGUAGGUUGGCUCGCCUCACCCAUCAUUCCUAGGCUCCUCAACAAAGGUUUCGCCCUCCUCGAGUUGAACGCACCAGAGAAACUGAAGAUACUUGAUAUACAAGUUUUACAACUGCAGCGGGUGAUGGAGGUAGUUGAUGAGAGCACUUACAGGGUUCGCUUGGAGCCACUGCUAGAAAAGCUCAAAUCUGCUUUCUACGAAGCCGAAGACAUCUUGGAUCGUGUUGAGUACCAAAGUCUCAAGAAGCAGAUCCAGGGUGCCAAGUUAGAUGCGAGCAUGCCUCCACGUAAGAUGGAUUUUCUAAGGAAUUGUCUUCCGUGUGCCAUGCCAAGCUCCCCACUGAAAGAUGAGGAGAGUGGUAUGUCAAAACUGCAGUUGGAGAAGAGCCUAAAGAAGAUAGGGAGUGCUAUAAGUGAUGCAUGUGAAGUUUUGGAACAACUGAACUUGCCAGGUGUUCGUAAUGAUAGCGCGAGACGAGCUGUUGCUACCAGUUCACGUAGCGCAGUCACUACUGCAGGUCCUCCGCUACGAGUAAUUGGUCGAGAUCAAGAUCGUGACAAGAUCAUAGCGAUGCUUCAUGAGAAGGAAUACCAUUGUCAAGUAAACACCACAAGUGGUACAUGUUAUUCUGUAAUUGGCAUUCAUGGCAUCGCCGGGUCUGGGAAAUCGACACUUGCACAAUGUGUUUAUGAUCAUGAGAAAAAGUGCAAGCAAGAGAAAAUGGAAGGCCAUUUCGACAUUCUUAUGUGGAUUCAUGUUUCCCAGAAUUUCGCUUUGGAUUCCAUUUUCAGUGAAAUGUUUGAGGGUGCAACACAUAAAGAAUGCCCGAAAUUCAGUAGUCUUAACAUCCUAAAGGAAAGUCUAGAGGAGAAACUGCGUGGAAAACGGAUUUUGUUGGUACUGGAUGAUGUCUGGUACAACAUUAGGAAUUCAGAAGACCGUGAAGAACUACAAAAGUUAAUUUCUCCGUUGCAUGUUGGGAAGACAGGAAGCAGAAUCUUGGUGACUAGUCGAACUGAAGCUGCUCUACUAACUCUGGGUGCUGUAAAAGGGAGAUGUAUUCCAAUAUCAGACCUGGAUGAUGAAGUGUUUCUUGAAAUGUUCAUGCAUUAUGCACUUCGAGAUGCAAGGGUAAGUGACAAUGAUCGAAUAAUACUUGAAAUGAUCGCGGAGGACAUUGCAAAAAAACUAAAAAGAUCACCUCUAGCAGCUAGAACAGUGGGCUCACGGCUCCGAGAGACGCAGACGGUUGAGUUUUGGAGGAGUGAGAAAGAUCGGGACCUCUUGAACAGUACGAUGGGAGCUCUGUGGUGGAGCUACCAGUAUCUUGAUGAGCAGGUCAGGCGAUGCUUUGCUUACUGCAGUAUUUUUCCUAGAGGACAUCAUUUGAAACGUGAUGAGCUAGUUAAGUUGUGGGUGGCAGAAGGGUUUAUAAAACCUAGUAAGCCUGAAGAGGAAAUGGAAGAUGUUGCUAAGAAUUAUUUUAAUGAAUUGUUGUCGGCCUCGUUUCUGCAAUUAGGAGGGAAAACAUUACAUGAGGUGGGUACAGGUGCAUAUGUUGUUGAUUACUUUACAAUUCAUGAUCUGCUGUGUGAUUUAGCAGAGGAGGUUGCCGGAAGAGAUUACUUCAGGAUCGAGAAAGGCUCCAGAGAGGAAGGUCCUCAAGAUGUCCGCUAUCUUUUUGUUGGGGCUUAUUAUAGCGAGAUGCUUAUUGAGAAGAUAUCUGGAUUGAAAAACUUGCGCACUCUCAUCAUCUAUUCAACCGAAUGGAAAGUCUUUGAGAGUGUGUUCAAUAUUUUGAGGGGGCUACGGAAAUUGCGGGUACUGAAAUUAGGUUUUAGUGGAAGUGAUCCCAACGACCGUUUGAUCUCAAUCCCAGAUUCGAUUGGUCGGUUGAAUCAUCUGCGUUAUUUAGCUUUUCAAAUGACGGCUGCACUUCCCAAGAUAACUGUACCAGGCACUUUUACCAAACUUUACCACAUGCAGGUGGUAGAUUUUGGUUGGUGCAGAAGUCUAGCGUUUUCAGGUGAUAUGUCGAACCUCGUCAACUUGCGCCGUGUAAUUAGCACUUCUGCUCUGGAUUUUCCAGGCAUUGGCAGGCUGACAUGGCUCCAAAUGUUAGUACACUUCACAAUAAGGAAGGAACAGGGGUAUGAGCCGCAUCAGCUGAAACACCUAAACAAGCUUCAAGAUAGGCUGCACAUCCGAGGUCUUGAAAAUGUUCAGAGCAAGGAGGAAGCUCUUGAAGUCAAUCUCGCUGGCAAGGAAAAGCUUACAGAAGUGGUGCUGCAAUGGGAUAGUGGGAACUGCGGUCCAGAAGAUCACGAUGAUGUACUUGAGGGUCUUUGCCCAUCCAAGUAUCUUGAAAGACUAGGUAUAUGGGGUUACCACGGUAUGACCUUACCGAAUUGGAUGAUGGGCGAGCAUAAUGGCGGUCCAAAGAAUCUUCAACAACUAAUAUUCGGCGGAUGGAGUCAACAGGGACUUGCUCCUGAUCUUGGGCCUUUCAUUCAUCUUCAUUCGCUAUAUAUUACUAGAUGCAGCUGGGAUGCCUUACCAGGCAUGGAGCACCUCAAAUCGCUCAAGAUACUGGAUAUCUACGCGUGUGAGCAUAUGCAGUCGCUUGGAACACUGCCGAAAUCUCUUGAGAAGUUCACGGUCGAGUACUGCAAUCCUGAGUUGGAGCGAUUGUGUAACUCCUGGGCCGAAUCGCGAAAAGAUUGCUGAUGAUGGGUGCCCUUUUGCUGAGGACGGGAGACGAAGGAGAUGAAGUCCUUCAAAGUAUUCAGGUUUUUACUGGCUUCUUCCUUGGGCUACAUACUCUUGUAAACUACCGACGAAUCCAUAAUGGCAUAUGGCUGCAUGGUGCAUGCAGUGAUGGAACACUGAAUUUAUUUCUUUACUAUGGUUUUGUAAUAAUGUGGAAUAAUGACCACUGGAUUUAUUUGCUUCCUAUGAUUUGUAAUACUGUCGAAUGCAUGAUGAACCCCAGAUUGUUUGAUUCC
This is a messenger RNA of Lolium perenne, 3144 nucleotides long. RefSeq names its product disease resistance protein RGA2-like. NCBI's taxonomy places the organism in Eukaryota, Viridiplantae, Streptophyta, Magnoliopsida, Poales, Poaceae. Gene Ontology annotation, molecular function: ADP binding. Gene Ontology annotation, biological process: defense response to other organism. The record is from RefSeq and is a predicted model, not a curated record.